Panicum hallii is the source of this 677-nucleotide messenger RNA. RefSeq names its product early nodulin-93-like. Bases 95 to 442 code for a protein of 115 amino acids. The transcript is spliced from 4 exons. The record is from RefSeq and is a predicted model, not a curated record. Lineage: Eukaryota; Viridiplantae; Streptophyta; Magnoliopsida; Poales; Poaceae.
UCCUCGCUACUAGCUAGCUACCCAGUGCCACUCGCUACUCGCGCAUCAUCGAUCAGCUUCCUUCUUCUUCCCUAGCGAAAGAACGAGAUCGAACAUGUCGACUGUGAGCCGUGCAUCCCUCGACCAGAAGCUUGCCCUCGCCAAGCGGUGCUCGCGAGAGGCGACACUCGCAGGGGCUAAGGCUGCAGCUGUAGCGACCAUCGCCUCUGCAAUUCCCACGCUGGCGAGCGUGCGGAUGCUGCCAUGGGCGAAGGCCAACAUCAACCCCACCGGCCAGGCCCUCAUCAUCUCCACAGUCGCCGGGAUGGCCUACUUCAUCGCCGCCGACAAGAAGAUCCUCUCGCUGGCGCGGCGGCACUCGUUCGAGGACGCACCGGAGCACCUCAAGAACACCUCCUUCCAGGGCGCCGGCAGGCCGCACCCCGCUUUCUUCAGGCCAUGAUCGAGCUGCACCGCUACUGUGGGAGUUGAUGAAUAAACUACUUACUAGUCAACAACGGCAAAUCAAUCGACGAUGUGCUCAGAGACUCGGAGGAGCAAGCUUGGGCCAUUUAGUUUGUAUUAGCUGCACUCCAAAAAUAUUACUGCACAAGCAGUAUAUUGUAAAAAGUAUUGUACUUUGUGUUUCUUGAUCCUGAACUUCGUUUAUCCGUAUAACAGAUUUGCGUCUUCACAAA